Messenger RNA from Lobosporangium transversale, 4122 nucleotides. RefSeq lists its product as hypothetical. Gene Ontology annotation, biological process: deadenylation-independent decapping of nuclear-transcribed mRNA. The coding region runs from base 1 to 4122 and encodes 1373 amino acids. The record is from RefSeq and is a predicted model, not a curated record. The transcript is spliced from 6 exons. Gene Ontology annotation, cellular component: P-body. Lineage: Eukaryota; Fungi; Mortierellomycota; Mortierellomycetes; Mortierellales; Mortierellaceae. Gene Ontology annotation, molecular function: protein binding.
AUGGCCAGCGAAAAUAGAUCCCUUCUCGAAAUGCUCCAGGGCCAAGGUCAGGGCCAACAAUGUCAGCCUGGGCAACCAGCUCACGGUCAAGGACAAGGACAAGGACAGAGUCAAGGGCAAGUGCAUGGACCACAACAGCAGCCUACUGCUGAAUUGCCGUCUUCUGCCCAGUCUCAAUCAUACUACCAUAACAUUGGUCCACCCAUUGGUCAAAUGAUGCCUGGCUAUGGAUUUGGCCAGCAAUCCAUGGAUCCUCAUCAAAUGUACUUGCAUCAAAUAAUGCAACACGGACAACGCGGUCCACCCAUAAGUCAGUUCCAAUCUGGACCAUCUUUUCAAAGCCGACCGUCGUCUCAAGGUCAAUCCUUGGCAUCUCUGCUCCAGAGUCUGAAUCAACCAACGGCCGUUUCCCCCACCAACACAUCAACACCGACUUUCUCUACGGCUCAAGCGCAUACUCCUUCCCAAACGGAUGAAGCCACAAACAGUUUGAAGCUCGCGCUUUUUGGACCACCCAAGCAGGAACCCACUAUUGCUCAGCAAAAGACGGAAGAUAUCAAGCUAGCGCUCUUCGGAGGGCCGCGUACUGAUUCAUCACAGGCCCAACCAAGCCCCAAGAAGGAGGAAAUCUCAGCAAGCACCGCUACUGUCACCGCCACUGCUCCAAUAAUCACACCUGCAGUAGCUCAAUUCAGCCCGGGAUCUCCAUCGCAAACAAGAACAUCUACACCCAUUGCAGGAUCUCAGGAUAACAUUUCUGUAGGACCCCUCCCAAAGCGACCAUCAUUCAGCAACCCAGCGCCACGUCGAGAAGAGCUGGACACUGGUAUUCAUCCUCAUGAUGACCAGAAACGUUAUCAACUUGAUCAGCUUCUUCCACCUCAUUCUGCUUGGAACCAUCGCGUCCAAAAACUGGCUAAGGGAAGUUCAGGAAUCCCAGAUGGGGUAUAUCUCAGUCAUCCAGGGUCUGGAGUGACGACGUAUGAUACCGGGCUUGACAACUCAGAGGCAAUUUUCUCUGAAGACUUGGAAACCAUUCCUAUCACACUUAUUCCUACUGACGUAGAGUAUUACCAUGGAAAAAUGGUUGCUGCUAGCAAGGGCUAUAUCAGUUAUGCUGCUAAAGGUGGUAAAAUCCGCGUCAUUGAACAAUCGCUCGGACACCGUACUCUCCUUCGUGGUCAUACUGACCAGGUCAUUGAUAUGGGCUUCUCGCUUGCUAAUGCAAAAGACUCUGGAGCCCAAUUGCUAGCAAGUGUUGCUAAAGAUAGUAGGCUUAUUAUUUGGGAACUUUCCGGCUCAGAUCACGAUGCGACUGAUAUAAUAUACUCAAAAUGUUUGGAGCUGAUCGGAGAACCUCAAUCAAAUCAGCCGCGCUACAGCCAUAUUGCUUGGAGCCCUGUUAAAUCAUCGCAGCUAGCCCUUGUGAAUAAUGAUGACCACUCUGUAUUGAUCAUCGAUAUCAGCAAUCUUGUCCAAUCUCAGGAAGGCAGUUCCCCCGUGCUCACCGAGGCGCAACUCUGGACGCAUGCCACCGUUAUUCAAGCCCAUGAUCAGGCAAUCAAUGACAUUUCUUUUUCUCGUGAUGGCUCUGUUCUCGUCACAGCCAGCGAAGAUGGAUCAGUCAAAUUCUGGGAUAUUAACGCACCAUCAGAGAAUGCUUUGUUGAACGAAUUUGUUCCUCAUGGCGGGCUAGGCGUGACGAAUGCAAUUUUUGUAGACCAGACCGACGCCACUACAUCCCGCUGCGUUGUCACUGCCUGCCGUCGUGGAACCGAGUUAAGCCUCUGGUGGGUUGGUGGUACAGGACCACUUGACCAGUUUAUUUUCAAGGAACCUCCUUCAUCGACUCGUCGUACCUCUGUUGGCAAAGCUGCGCAGCGCCUACAAGAGAUGAGAAUGUUCAACUUUGUGGGCUAUGACUACGAGACUUCAAGUUUGGUUUUAGCAAACAGUGUCCGCCUUUCGCUCUUUGGGCUUAAGGUAAAAGUGACAUCAACAUCCGAAGCAGAAAUGCCAUCCAACAAUGUUGAUCAAGCGGCCUACAUUAGAGCUAGCGCAGCAGCAGAGGCGGCACCAUGCACUGCGACCUUUGACUUUAUGAUUGAGUAUCCAAUGCCACAGCACAUUGUCAGUUUUGUGGUUAUGCCGGACUCAUCGUUGGAAUACAACGGGUUUUCAGUGUACUGUAUCCAGACCAAGGCUGUCCAGCAAUACAUCAUCAAAGGUCUCGAGCCUCAUGACAAACACAAAUGUCAGACAUUUAUCUCAGCUCCACCUUCAGUCAAAUCUACUGAGCCAAAAGUUAGAUCUACUUCAAAGACAAGUACACCCAAAUCUUCCCAUUCACCGUCAGGCAAGACUAAUGAGGGCUCUGAGUCUACAGGAUCUUUCAAGGCUGAUAAAGCCGUGGUAGAUUCAAAUGUCAUAGCAGCUUCUAUCGCGGCAGCAGAGACUCAAGAAAAGGAACCUGAAAAAACCAUCAAGCUUCAUGGCGCUGUCAUUAACGGUGCCAUCGCAAAGCUUAAAGAAAAGAAGCGCAAUUCUACAGCAGAUACUCAGCUCCCUGCAGAGAGUUCUGAAAAGAAGGACCCUACUAAAUCUGGUGCCUCAGGACGUGGUGGAAGGAAAACUAGCCAAGACAUGACAACCAGCGUUUCAGCAGCAGAUGGCGCAAACAAUAAAAAGGGGCAAGCCUCUAUUGAUAUCAAACCCGUGUCAGAAACGACUAGGCCGUCUGGACGCAACUCACGGCAGGCAUCCCACCGCCAUCAAGAGGCAGCUGAAGGGCCUUCCACUGCUGAGCAGUCAUCUAUAACUGCAAUGUCAGCAGGCCACGUUACAGUUUCUAUAAAUGAACUUCAGUCAAUGUUUCAGUCAAUGGAGGACAAGAUUACGGCUCGCUUUGAAAAGAAGUUGACCGCUGAAUUAGAGUUGCAACACCGCAAGAUGGAUCAAGACCAAAUCGCCAGACAGGAAGUCGUUUUGAAAAUGAUUUCGCAGACUUUGGCUAAGAACACUGAGCAACUUUUAGUCCAAACUGUCCAUAAGGAGAUACAAAACUCUGUUGUACCGUCGCUCAAUAAGAUUGUUGGCGCUGCUGUAGAGCGUCAGCUUUCACGGAAUAUCAAUGACGCCAUGAUUAAGACAUUGCCAACUGCUGUUGAAGCAUCUGUAAACCAGAAUAUCCAUCAUAUUAUGGAAAGCUCUACCUUCUUCAGCAACCUAAGUAAUCAGGUUGCGACAUCGAUCCGACCGUGCAUUGAGGAGUCGUUCAAGGACAGCUUUACCAAAGUGUUGAUUCCAUCAUAUCAAAAGGCGACUCAGGCCAUGUUCCAGCAGAUUCAUGCUGCGUUCCAAGCUGGCAUCGAGGAUUUGGCAUCAACCAGCAAGAAGGAUCACGAUUCGAUUGAAACUCUCACGACCAAUGUCAAUAAGAUUGCUUCAACUGUUGAGGGCAUUCAGUCGAGGCUCUUCAAUCUUGUUCAAGUUGCGCAGGCGCAACCUGAUCAGUUCUCUUCCAACAUCAACACUGGUACCGGAGGUGGAUAUCAAAGACAUGAUCAGCAGCGUAGGAAUAAUAUCAGUGGUCUUCAAAGGACGCUGCAAGGUGAUGACAUUAUGGGUGGCGCUGAUGGUGGGCUUGGGCCCCGAAGAGCCUCUCAGCAAGCUUCGCCAGUUGAAACUAAGCAGUCCGUAACCAUUAAUCAACUUAUUGCACUCGGGGAGUUUGAAAAGGCAUUUACGGAGGCUUUGUCAACCGAUGAUGCUAAUCUUGUUUUCCAAACCUGUAGUAAGGUUUCUCCUAGAGCCGUGUUUCAGCCAACGUCAGUCAAUCCUAAUGGGACGCUUAGUCAGCCUGUUUUGUUGGCACUCACACACUAUCUUGCAAAUGAACAAUUAAGUCAGGACCUAAGUACCAAGUUGACAUGGCUGCAAGAAAUUUUGAGACGUCUAGAUCCUAAGGAUCCAAAGUUAGGCCCUCCUAUGGCCAAAAUCCUUCCUAUUGUCCAAAUGAGACUGGAAGAGACAUAUGGAAAGAUAAUGAGCAGUGGUGACAGUAGCCCUCAUUUGCAUUCUCUCCAGCUCUUGUUGCGCGUUGUGAACAAUAUGAAUCCCUGA